Messenger RNA from Truncatella angustata, 2992 nucleotides. RefSeq lists its product as uncharacterized. The record is from RefSeq and is a predicted model, not a curated record. NCBI's taxonomy places the organism in Eukaryota, Fungi, Ascomycota, Sordariomycetes, Amphisphaeriales, Sporocadaceae. The coding region runs from base 450 to 2756 and encodes 768 amino acids. The transcript has 2 exons. Gene Ontology annotation, molecular function: protein binding.
AGAAAUUUGGCGCCCCCCGCGCUUUCCAUCUCCACCUGCACUAACCUGCUGGAAGUGGAACCUGCAUACAUAACCUAGUAAGGCACUUCUGGUAAGUACUUGCCUAUCUCGACAAGGAGCUACUCUCCCUCCCGCAGCUCCUCGUCACACCUCAAUUUGACGUUUAUGUUUCAGACGUGAAAUGAGAUGUAGUUUCGAGCAGACAGCAUGGCCUCUAAAAUUUAUUUUUUGUCCCUCGCGGAAGCGUCGAACAUGAGCGCAAGUACGACACGCUUAGCAGCAGCGAUCGUUCAACAACUAUCUUGCAUGAUCUUUUAUGAUGAGGCUUUAAGCCACAAGGCUCUCGGCUAGAAUGGCAUGCUUCAUACGGAUAAAACUAUCUUACUCCGGCUGUGUUUUUGUCAAGCCUUGCCUCGAGCCGUAUACAUAGGUGCGUGGUUGCUCUCCAUAUGUCAUGGCAAGCCUCACAGGUUGUUAUCGUUGAGACUUUGGAGGAACAACUUUGUCUAUGCAAAUUUGCAGAUGCUCCCCUGAGCGAUCUGGUCUUCACUGUCAAACAGAUGACAACACCUACCGUGGAUGGCAGAAAUUUGCACAAAGUCACACAACUUGGUACAAAUGGCGAAGAAUCACGGAUCAACAUUGAUGUAAUCACCAAAUCUCAACCCCGCGGGAUCGUUGAGAAACCUGUCAACAAGUUCUCAAGGGAUGUUGGUUCAGGUCCUUCGGCAAAAGUUGAACGAGUUUGGCUUAAAUACCUCCCUUACGAGAUAUUAUCUUAUAUCGUGCAGGAUUUAUCUUUGGAAACAAUAUACGACCUGUCACUAAGUUGUCGCCAUUUCCAAUACUUGACGAGGGAGGAAAAUUUGUGCAAAAUGCUCUUGAAGGCUAAAGCCAACUAUGCUACGGAAACUGAGGAUGCAUUGUUGGAUGGAGACUACGCUCGGGCGUUCAGGAGAAUUAUAAAGCGACGGAGAGCAAUUUCCCAAGCUUCGCCCUUCUCAGUCAGUAUCCUCGGAAUCGCUGAUUCGUAUGCGCUAUUCGAGGGUAAGCUUUUAUAUAUUGUUGGAGAUCACUCAAUGCGGGAUCUUCGUAUUCUCGACCUCCAAAAAGCAACAAAUCAGGAAGUUGUCGUACAUGUUCCAACUCUUAUGACCCAAGCAGUGCCCGAAUCUAAGGGUUGUCGAAAGUAUAUAUUUCGAAUCCUCAACCACGCUGUGGGUAUUACGACUUGUCUGUAUACAUUUGCAAGACCAGCCACCCAAAAUUGGCUCUUCAUCUUCCAGGCUCAAGAGCACAGGUUAAUCGACAAAAUUCGGCUUGACUCAACAAUUCGGCUUUUUGUGCGAAAUAACAGUCACCAUCUUAUUUUCGGCACGCAUUCGGAGUAUGAUGCUCAAGGAAAUCGCAAAUGGGUGUUUCGUUAUUACAACAUUCAGAGUCGAAGUUUGUGCGUCGACAAGAUUCAUAUGCCCAACUUGGUCGGAUAUGAGAUUGGAACUACAGUAUGCUUCGAGAUUUUCGACGCAUAUUUUUAUGGCUGCUCGAAUCAAACUUCGUUUGAAUUGGAGGAGAUCGAUUGGACAUCACACUAUUAUUGCUUUCGGUUUCCUCUCAAUCAAUUCGAACCUAGAAUGAAGGAGGUUAUGAAUAAACGAGAUGCCUUCCGCCGCCGACACACCGAGGGCCCGAUAGAUGACCGUUGGACUUUUCUGACCCUAAAUCAAGAUGAAGAGACAGGGUCAAUAAAGAUCAUCGAAUGCCGUCGAGAAUGGCUUAAUGGAACCAGCGAGAACAGACGAACAUAUUACAACAAGGAGGUCAAGUUCCCCAACAGGGGAUUCGAGAUCAAUCCGGAUAGUACCGCAGACGAUGUUCAAGGUGGUAACGAUCCGUUACCCGAUGAGCAGCUGGCCAGGUUAUUGGGAAGCAGUGACCGGCCCAACUACGUAAAAGCCCCCAAGCGAUCAUUUCAGGAGUACCAUUCUGGGGAUCCUGGACCCGUUAUGUUUUCAAAGAACAAAACUUACUUGUCGACUUAUUCGCUUGCUUGUGGGACUUUUAUGGAUUUGGUUGAUGAUCCUCUACCCAAUGAUCCGUGUACACAACGUCUUCGCAUCAGAACUGGGUCAAAGGCUGGCCACGUGCAUGCAGCACAACAUGGCCCCCAAGAACGUCUAUUGGGUCGAGACGAGGUCGUGGACGCAGCUCAGCGCAACGUGGUUUCGUGCUGGCCGCCGAGCCUCCCGUCGGGGAAGUCUGCACCGCAUAAAGACCUCCUAGAGAGUCUUGGGAGAGCCAUGAACCCCGCCGGACUUUGUGGAAGUGUCACAGCGGCAUACGAUGGUCGAUCUAUCGUAUAUUCCACAAGCGGUGGAGGAAGUACAGCCUCAAAGGUUUUGAUCUGUGUUUCCUUCGACCCCGCUGUGAAACUGGCUGGCAUGAUCCGUGCGGGUUGCCUCCAUGCAGAGAUCGUGAACGAUGACAACAGCGGGAAAGGGGCCAUAAAUGGCAUACUUGGGCAGGAAAAAGUGUCGGAGAUGAUACAUCAUGCGAAACAAUGGCCUUGCCGCAGGAAUAUUGCUACGCAGCCAGCAGAUGCUGCAUUGUCUCCACCUCAGCAUGUUCAAUGGUCUGAAAAGGAAAACCUUGAGGUCAGAACGAGACAGUCCUCAGAAAAAGGUCCGCUGUGGGUACGUAUAGACAAUGCUAUGCACCAAGAGUUCUCCGCCAAGUAUGCGUUUGGGUUUCAUUAAGACCAUAAUGUCAGGUGUUAUUUUACAAUGCAUCAAGAGACAUUCAAACCUUAAAAUUGUGGCUUGGAUACAAACCAGCAGUUUUCAUGACAUAUUGCUGCCUCAUUAUGUGUGGCGGAGGUCAAGGAGCACCAAUUGUUUGUGACGCGGAGAUGCGGAUCAGCACAGGCGUGAACGGUAUCAGAUUGGGUUUGGUUCCGGGCAAUAAGAAGCUACUGCAUAGCCUUUUGAUCCAG